Lycium ferocissimum is the source of this 2542-nucleotide messenger RNA. Its product is annotated as phospholipase A1-II 1-like. Gene Ontology annotation, molecular function: glycerophospholipid phospholipase A1 activity. The transcript is spliced from 2 exons. Lineage: Eukaryota; Viridiplantae; Streptophyta; Magnoliopsida; Solanales; Solanaceae. Gene Ontology annotation, biological process: lipid metabolic process. The coding region runs from base 754 to 2175 and encodes 473 amino acids. The record is from RefSeq and is a predicted model, not a curated record.
GUUAGCUAUACCAAUAAAUCCGAUAUGUGAGGACUAACGACAAAGCUGCUGCCCAAUUAAAUGGGUUGAUUUAGGUAUUCCAACUUCAGCCUUUGUAAUUUCAUUGUUCUAUUUUUUAGCUCAAAUGACCAUUUCUUUGUUCUACGUGAACAAAAAGUAUGUAUACAUAAUACAAUAUUACAAGUUGGAAUGCUCAUACAUAUCACUGGCUUGUUACAAUUUAUUUUCUACGCUCUUGAUAUUAUUUAACCGUAAUUACGUUAUAUUGUACUGCGUAUAUUAUAUGUUCUAAUUGCUUCUCUGGAAAAAAGAAAAAAUUGGCUAUGGAGAAGAGGAAAACAAAAGAGGUAGAAGCUUAUUCAUAAUACAUUUGGUGGUCCAACUCCGACCUCCAAGUAUAAGCAACUACUAUGCUUCAAAGUUCAAGGCAAUGAACAAUGCUGACUUUUUUACAAAAUAGUACUGUAUCAUUUGUUACCACCAAAAUAGAGAUUAUUGAGUAAAAUCUUUUGGACGAAAAAGAAAACGAGGGUAAAGCUUUUGAAUGUCAUAUAGUGACGCUCAAUAUUCUCCACAGAAAUAACAUGAGUGAGAAUUGUUCAAAAUGAACAUAUGGGAUUCAUGCCUUGCCUUUUGAAAAUGUCAAGCAUUUCCUUUCAAUUUUCCUUAAAAUUUCUGUUACGCAAUGUCAGCGUGACAGCCUGAAUUUGGAAUGGGAAAAACGAAAAGCAACACCAAAACUUCAAAAGAUAAAUGAAAGAUGCAAUUUGGUACUAUAUGACCAAUGGACUCAUCAGUCAUCAUACAUAUGGGAAGAAGAUAUCACAUUUGUACACAGAAAAAAGGAAUUUAAAAGCACGGAAGUUAAGUCACAAGCUUUGCCAACCUUUAGGAUAUUUAAAGGUCCAACAAAAACAAGAAUACUAUAAGAGGAAAAUGUUCAACUGCUUCAAACCAAGAAAAAACCCAAGGGAAACCAUAGAAAAGAUGCAAAAUGCAAACAAGAAUAAGGGCAAUAUAGCACAAAGAUGGAGCCUUCUUAGUGGGAGUAACAAUUGGGAAGGCUUAUUAGAUCCACUUGACAAUGAUCUUCGUCAGUACCUCAUUCACUACGGGGAAAUGGCACAAGCAACUCGAGACGCCUUCAACAACGACAAGACCUCUAAGUACGCUGGAAGUUGCAGAUACUCUAAGAAGAACCUCUUUUCUCAAACGGGGAUUGCAAUGUCGAAUCCAUUCAAGUAUGAGGUAACCAAAUAUUUUUACGCGACAUCAUCAAUACAUGUUCCAGAAGCAUUCAUCAUAAAAUCAUUGUCAAGGGAAGCUUGGAGUAAAGAGUCAAAUUGGAUUGGUUUUGUUGCUGUGGCUACUGAUGAGGGGAAGAUUGCAUUAGGAAGAAGGGAUAUAGUGAUUGCAUGGAGAGGCAGUGUUCCGGCUUUGGAAUGGAUUAACGAUUUUGAAUUUUUUAAAGUCUCAGCCCCUAUAAUCUUUGGUGAAGAAUCUGAACCUAGGGUUCAUCAAGGAUGGUAUUCCAUUUAUACUUCAGAUGAUCCACGAUCACCAUUCAAUAAAGCCAGUGCUAGAGAUCAGGUGUUUGGUGAAGUUCAAAGAUUGGUGGAACAAUACAAGAAUGAAGAAAUUACCAUAACUGUAACAGGGAAUAGCAUGGGGGCAGCACUCGCGACACUAAAUGCAGUAGAUAUUGUUUUCAAUGGAAUUAACAAGGGAGUUCCAGUCACAGCAUUUCUAUUUGCAAGUCCAAAGGUGGGAGAUGAAAAUUUCAAGGAAACCUUCUCAGAACUCGAAUAUCUUCGAGCUCUGAGAGUCCGAAAUAUUCCAGAUAUAAUUCCAGAUUGUCCGUUGAUUGGCUACUCAGAAGUUGGUAUCGAAUUAGACAUUGACACUAGGGAAUCGGGCUAUCUAAAAGGUCCUGGAGAUGAUAACACUUGGCAUAACCUGGAAUGUUACUUGCAUGGAAUUGCUGGAACGCAAGGAUCCGAAGGAGGGUUCAAGUUAGAAGUGGAACGCGAUAUUUCACUUGUUAACAAGUAUUUGGACACGUUAAAAGAUGAAUAUGGUGUACCAACUUCAUGGUGGGUUGUGAAGAAUAAAGGAAUGGUUCAACAGCAAAAUGGAUCUUGGAUUCUCAUGGAUCAUGAAGAUGAUGAUUUGUAAUUCUUUUUCAAGGAAAUAGAUCCAGAAGUUUAAAUGUUUUAAUAUUUUUCUAUAGCUAGUAUUAGAACUCGUGAUGCGUGGAUAAUAUUACACAAGUAAUCAUGAUUACAUUAGAUAUAUCCGGGGGCGAAUUUAUGCAUAAAUUUUGGGUCACGUGAACACAUGGUCACUCGACUAAACUCGAUAUAUUAUGUAUAUAAUUCUGAAAAUAUAUGUAACAUUAACUAAAGGAACACAUGGUCAAAAUAGGCUGAUUGGAGCACUGGAUAGAGGCUAUGUUUACAUCCUUAAAGUCACGGGUUCAAUGCCCAGCUCCUGCAUGUUUUUGCUAUUAUUUUAUAAAGCUGCCUUUUGUAUAUUGCAUCAG